Messenger RNA from Aspergillus clavatus NRRL 1, 1059 nucleotides. RefSeq lists its product as uncharacterized. Lineage: Eukaryota; Fungi; Ascomycota; Eurotiomycetes; Eurotiales; Aspergillaceae. The transcript has a single exon. The coding region runs from base 1 to 1059 and encodes 352 amino acids. The record is from RefSeq and is a predicted model, not a curated record.
AUGGCUCCGGCGCAGACCCCCAGGCCAGCUCGCGCCGCGACCAACACAUCAAGCUCACGUUCCUCCCAAGAAGCAACACCCAACUUCACCGAUCCGUCCUUUGACCCAGCCGAAUUUCUCAACGAUGCCCUACCCCCCCUGACGCUGGCGUCAUCGCAAACCCGCGGCCCCGGCGCCGUGCCCCUCCCCGAACUCUCGACGCAAGUGCAAUCGAUCCUCUCCCAGAUCAACGCGCAGAAUGUCCGACUCUCGAACCAGCUCACACAACUCACCGACGAGAUCCUGCGCAGCGGUAGCCGUCUGGCGUAUGAGGUGGAGGUGCUGCGGGGCGAAGCGAUCAGCCUCUCGGACACGCUGGCGGAAACGCUGCAGCCGGAUAUCGCGAAUUUUGUCCCCGAGGGACUAGACGCUGUGGACCGUGAUGCGGAAACCGUCCAAUCUACAGAGGAUGGAGAGGAGGGGCAGGAGCAGGAGCAGGCGAAGGAUGGAGAAGGCGGUAGGACCGUCGUCGCUGAACCGGACUACAUCGCGAAACUACGGGUGUUGAACCAGGUGCGGUCGCGACUGGAGGACGUGGUGCAGACGUUCGGCGACGCCAUGGAAUGGCCUCUUCCGCCGUCGGAGACGUCGCUCGCGUCGUCGUUCAUAUCCGUUUCCGCGCCGGAGCUUGGGGUGGAGAACGCCAGUCUCGAGGAGAAGGGGCAGGAGGUUGCGAAGCGGCUGCGGGGCGAGAUCACGCAGUUUCUCGGUAGUAACGGGGGCGGGCAGGCAGGGCUGGAGCCCGCAGCGCAGCGCGUUGAGGCUCUCCGUGAGCUGGCGUUGGUGUGGAAGGGCUCCGCUGAGGAAAAGGCGCGAGGUCGGUUUGUCGACGGUCUGGCGAAGAUGGUGGAUGACCGUCGCCGGGCGCUCGAGAGUCAAAGCGUGUCGAAUCAGGCCCAGCAGCGAGGCUCGUCGACGGCAGGGAGGCCGACGGGCCAUCAGCGGCAGGAGAGCGAGGGGCCAGGUGGUGGCAUCUUCAAGAAUCUACAGCGUUUACGGGAGGAGAUAUACCUGGAAUGA